Molecule: messenger RNA, 2163 nt
Organism: Pyrus x bretschneideri (Chinese white pear)
Lineage: Eukaryota; Viridiplantae; Streptophyta; Magnoliopsida; Rosales; Rosaceae
Product: protein FAR1-RELATED SEQUENCE 5-like
Exons: 2
Coding region: 1-2163 (720 amino acids)
Biological process (GO): regulation of DNA-templated transcription
Molecular function (GO): zinc ion binding
Source: RefSeq, a predicted model, not a curated record
AUGGUGGUGUAUUCAGACGCUGAAGCGUUUCAGGUAUGCAAUGCUUAUGCUUUGAGGAAGGGGUUCAGUCUUCGUAAAGGGCAUAUUCGAAGAGAUAAAUCAAAUAAUGUUACGCAACGAGAUUUUUUGUGUUCCAAGGAAGGGUUUCCACUAUUUAAAGACUCAUGCAAUGACAACAUGGUUGAUAAACUAACUACACGAACAGGUUGCAAGGCCUUAAUCAGAUUUUCAGUAAAUCAAGGUGUAUGGAAGAUUUCACAUGUUAAUUCAAUUCAUAAUCAUGAGCUUGCCAAGCCUGAAGAAAGACAAUUUCUAAGAUCAGGUAGAAAAAUACACGAUGCUCAUGCUGGGGUCAUUAGUUCUAUGGUGGAUGCAGGUAUAAAGCCAGCAGAAGAAGUUGGAGGGGCUGAAAAUGUUGGAUUCACAAAGAAAGAUUGUCAAAAUUUUUUGUAUAGGAAGAAGUUUGAAACGAUGGAAGGAGGAGAUGCACAAAGUUUGUUUAAUCAUUUCAAGGAAAGGCAAGCUAAGGAUUCCAAAUUUUUCUAUUCGAUACAAGUGGACCAACUGAAUCGGAUGACAAAUUUUUUUUGGAGAGAUGACAGAUCAAGGUUAGACUAUGAUUGCUUUGGAGAUGCUUUAUGCUUUGAUACUACAUUUCGAACUAACAAGUACAAUUUGAUUUGCGCUGUAUUUGUUGGAGUUAAUCAUCAUAGGAAGAAUGUGCUACUUGGUUGUGCUUUUUUGUUAGACGAAAGCACCGAAUCAUUUGUUUGGUUAUUUAAGACAUUCUUAGAGUCGAUGGGCAAUAAACAACCAAAGACUAUUUUCAUUGAUGAAGAUCAAGCAAUGGAAAAUGCUAUUGAGCAAGUGUUUAUGGGGACACGUCAUCGGUUGUGUACUUGGCACAUCGCACAUAAUGCUACAAAAAAUAUUUCUAGCCUUUAUGCCAAUCCUGAGUUCAGAACACAUUUCAACAAGGUGUUUGGUGGUUGUCAAAGUGUACCAGAAUUUGAAGUUGCAUGGGAUUCCAUGACUAGUAAGUUCAACCUUCAAACUCAUCCAUGGCUUAAUAAGCUAUAUAACCUUCGUAAUAAGUGGUGUCCUGCUUUUAGCUUAGAUACUUUCUUUGCAAAUAUGAAAUCCACUCAAAGAGUUGAGAGUACAAAUAAUGUUUUCCAUCAAAUGUGUACAAAGACAACAAAUAUUAUUGAGUUUGUGCUUUACUAUGAGAAAAAGCUAGAAGACAUGCGUUUGAUAGAGUUACAAGAAGAUUUUCGCUGCAAACAAGGUAUGCCUCAUCUCAAAGUAAUUAGUGGAAUUUUAUGUCAUGCAGCUGAGGUGUACACCAAUAAAAUAUUCAAGUUCUUUGAAAUUGAGUACAUGAGUUGUUUGACAGUAAGGUUAAGAGAAGUUAGUAAUGAAGAAGGUGUUACUAUCUAUGAAGCAACCGAAGAAGGUCAUAAAAGAGUGAACACAAUUGAGUUUAUCUCUCAUACUUCCAUGGUUUCCUACUCAUGUAAAAUGUAUGAAGCUAAGGGCAUAUUGUGUCGUCAUGCUUUAAGGGUGUUUGAUUCGAAAUAUCUUACUAGUAUACCAACCCAAUAUGUAUUAAAGAGAUGGACCAAAACGGUCAAAGAAGGGAUGCUUUUGAGUAGUGAUUUAGAUGAUUCAUCACCACAAGGAAAUCUGAAGUCUGCUCAAUCAUUACGUCUCAGUCAAUUGAUGCAUAAAGGAAAUAGUCUUUUUAGCUUAGCGUCAAUGAGUGAUUGGGGUGCUCACAUUGUUAGUGAAAAAUUAUCAGAGGCAAUGAAGUUGGUUGAAAAGGACAUAAAAGCAAAGAAAGCCUCGGAUAAGGUUAAAAAGAAAAAUAGCCUAUCUACUUCCGGUGUUCAAGAUGAUGAUCAACAUAUAUUGGAUCCUCCAACAGUGAGAGCUAAAGGGGUAACCAAUAAGAGAUUGAAAAGUGCUUUGGAAAAAUCGAAGAAAGUGGCAAAAGUUAGAUAUACCUUGAAAAUGUCACCACCUAAUACUGUAGUUUCUGGUAAUACUCAUUCAAUAUGGUUAAUGGCAGUAGACAUCUUGGAUAACAUAACUUUAGCUCUUCAACUUCAAGAAUUCUUAGAAAAAUGCGCAGAUGUUGGAAACAUAGAGCUCAUGGAUUGA